Gastrolobium bilobum is the source of this 1725-nucleotide messenger RNA. RefSeq names its product disease resistance protein RPM1-like. The coding region runs from base 1 to 1725 and encodes 574 amino acids. Gene Ontology annotation, biological process: defense response to other organism. The transcript is spliced from 2 exons. Gene Ontology annotation, molecular function: ADP binding. The record is from RefSeq and is a predicted model, not a curated record. Lineage: Eukaryota; Viridiplantae; Streptophyta; Magnoliopsida; Fabales; Fabaceae.
AUGGCCUUCAUCAAUGAUGCAGAUAGAAAGGCAGAAGUUGAAGAUGAUAAAACACAGGAAGGAAUCAAAACAGCGGUUAAGUUGGUGAGAGAAGCAGUUUUUCGCAUAGAAGAUGUCAUUGAUGAAUAUACUUCCUGUGGGGAACAACAGCCUUCUGAUCCUGGUUGUGUAGUCUUACCAUGUGAGCCUGCUGUCUUCAUCCAAACUAUGACCCUUCGUCUUCAAAUAGCAUUUAAGAUUAAGGGUAUUAAAUUACAAGUUCGUGAAAUCAAGGAAAGAAGUGAAAGAGAUGGCUUCCUAAUCCAAUCUUCUUUGGAACAGGCACCAGCCACUUCUAGCAGAAACCGAGACGUCACAUUGCAUAACCUUCAAAUGCUUCCUUUUUACACUGAGGAAGCUGAUGUUGUGGGCUUUGAAGUCCCUAAAGCUGAAUUGAUUGGUUGGUUGGUAAAGGGAAGAGCGAAGCGCACUGUCAUCUCUUUGAUAGGAAUGGGAGGGCAAGGGAAAACUACUCUUGCCAAGAAAGUUUUUGAUAACAAAGAAGUGAUUGGGUACUUCAAUUGCCAUGCAUGGGUCACAGUAUCUCAGUCGUACACCGUGGAUGGAUUGUUGAGGGACAUGUUGCAACAAUUUUGCAAAGAAAAGAAGGAGGUUCCUCCUGCUGAUAUUGCUACAAUGAAUCGAGACUCAUUGAUAAAGGAAGUAAGAAGCUACUUGCAGCAAAAGAGAUACGUUGUCCUCUUUGAUGAUGUAUGGAAUGAACAUUUCUGGGAUGAAAUUGAAUUUGCUUUAAUUGAUGAUGAAAACGGAAGCAGGAUAUUUAUCACAACUAGAGACAUGCGUGUUGCAAGUUGUAGUAAAAAAACUUCUUUUGUUGAAGUGCAUGAGCUACAACCAUUAACUCAUGAGAAAUCCUUUGAGUUGUUCUGUAGGAAGGCAUUCAGAUAUGAUUUGAACGGAUGUUGUCCACAAAACCUUAUGGGUAUAUCUUCCGAAAUUGUUAAAAAAUGUGAGGGUUUGCCACUAGCAAUUGUGGCCAUUGGUGGCCUUUUAUCUACCAAAGGUAGAGAUGCAUUUGAAUGGGAAUUUUUUAGUCAAAAUCUAAGUUUAGAAUUGCAUAAGAAUUCCCAUUUAGAUGCUAUAACAAAGAUUUUAGCUUUUAGUUAUCAUGAUUUGCCUUACUAUCUCAAAGAAUGUUUCUUGUAUUUUGGAAUAUAUCCAGAAGACCAUGAAGUUAAAUCAAAAAGAUUGAUUCGGCAAUGGGUAGCUGAGGGAUUUAUCAAACAAGAAGGGAGAAAAACUUUGGAAGAAGUUGCAAAAGAAUAUUUAACAGAGUUGGUUAAUAGAAGUUUGGUGCAAGUCUCUUCAUUAACCAUGGAUGGUAAAAUUAGGAGUUGUCGCAUUCAUGACCUAUUGCGCGACAUGAUCCUUAGAAAGUGUAAGGAUUUAAGUUUUUGUCACUUUAUUAGUGAAGAUGGUGAGUCUGACUUAAGUGGGAUAGUUAGGCGUCUAUCAAUAUCAAGCAGAGCUGAUAGUUUAAUGAGAAGUAUUGAAAGCUCAGACGUUCGAUCCUUGUUUGUUUUUAUACGUGAAGAUUUAUCUGAAGACUUUGUGAAGAUUCUCUUUACGAAUUCCAAGCCAUUGAAGGUACUUGAUUUUGAAGAUGCGGGAGUCUAUCAUGAAGAUGCAACAAUUGAUCGUAUUGUUAAGAAUUUGGGGGAUUAA